This is a messenger RNA of Strigops habroptila (Kakapo), 4858 nucleotides long. It is a transcript of the gene ZFP91, whose product is annotated as ZFP91 zinc finger protein, atypical E3 ubiquitin ligase. The transcript is spliced from 11 exons. Gene Ontology annotation, biological process: regulation of transcription by RNA polymerase II. The record is from RefSeq and is a predicted model, not a curated record. NCBI's taxonomy places the organism in Eukaryota, Metazoa, Chordata, Aves, Psittaciformes, Psittacidae. Bases 280 to 1977 code for a protein of 565 amino acids. Gene Ontology annotation, molecular function: transcription coregulator activity. Gene Ontology annotation, cellular component: nucleus.
CGGGCCGCCCAUUGGCUGGACGGUGCGCGAGCGGCGGAGAAAGGCGGGAGGGCCGCGGGCGGGGGUGGGAGGGGGGAGAGAGGCGGGGCCGGGGGGCGGGGCCGUCCCUCGCCUCCCGCCCGCGGAUUGGCGGGCGCGGGGUGGAGGUGGGUCGCCUCGCGGCCCCUCGUGAAGGUGGGCGGCGGGUGCUGAUUGGGCGCGGCUGAGGCGCGCGGGGGGGUUUGGCGCGGGGGGGGGGAGCGCGCAGCAGCCGCCGCGGCCCCGCCGGUCACCGCCCCGAUGCCGGCGGGCGCCGAGCAGCCGCGGGGCGCCGAGCAGCGCCCGCCCGCGCAGGGCCCGCCGCCCGCCUCCGAGAAGCUGCCGUUCUCGGGCCGCCGCCGCCCGCCGCCGCCCGCCGCCGAGCAGGGGGAGGAGUCCGGCGGCAGCCGGGUGCUGAGGGGCGGCCGGGAGCGGGGCCGGGCCGCCGCCGCCGCCGCUUCGGCCGCGGGGGCGGCCGCCGCCGCCGCUUCCCGCCGCCGUAAGGCCGAGUAUCCCCGGCGCCGGCGGAGCAGCCCCGGGGCCCGAUCCGCCGCCGAGCAGCCCGCCGCUGAGACGCCGCCCGCGGCCAAGAAGCCCCCCCGGGCCGGGUGCACGGAUAAAGCAGCUGGUAAAGAUCCCAAAGAAGAGAAGGAAGAGGAGGAGGUUUCCAGUGUCCUCAGCCAUGGCUCCCCCGUCAGCACAGCCAGGCCCAGCAGGAGCUGGCGCAGCAGCAGGGCAGCCGCCGCGGCCCGCCAGCGGGACACCGAGAACUCACGGGCCUCCAGAUCCAAGACGGGCUCCCUGCAGCUCGUCUGCAAGUCAGAGCCAAACACAGACCAGCUCGAGUAUGAGGUCACAGAAGAACAUCAGUCUCCAGCUGGAAUCAGCAGCGAUGAUGAGGAGGAGAUGCUCAUCAGUGAGGAAGAAGUUCCCUUCAAAGAUGAUCCAAGAGAUGAAACCUACAAGCCCCAUCUAGAGAAGGAAACACCAAAGCAAAGGAGAAAAGCUAGCAAAGGGAAGGAGGAAAAAGAGAAACAGAAAGAGAUUAAAGUAGAAGUGAAAGAAGAAAGUGAGUUUCGGGAAGAUGAAGAACCACCAAGGAAGAGAGGAAGGAGGAGAAAGGAUGACAAGAGCCCAAGGCUUCCCAAGAGAAGGAAGAAGCCCCCGAUACAGUACGUGCGCUGCGAGAUGGAAGGCUGCGGCACCGUCCUGGCUCACCCGCGGUACCUGCAGCAUCACAUAAAGUACCAGCACUUGCUGAAGAAAAAAUAUGUGUGUCCUCACCCCUCCUGUGGUCGGCUCUUUCGACUCCAGAAGCAGCUCUUGCGGCAUGCCAAACACCACACAGAUCAAAGGGAUUACAUCUGUGAGUACUGUGCCCGGGCGUUUAAGAGUUCUCAUAACUUGGCGGUGCACCGAAUGAUCCACACGGGAGAGAAGCCUUUGCAGUGUGAGAUCUGUGGAUUCACGUGCCGGCAGAAGGCUUCCCUCAACUGGCACAUGAAGAAGCACGAUGCGGACUCCUUCUACCAGUUCUCCUGCAACAUUUGCGGCAAGAAAUUUGAGAAGAAGGACAGCGUCGUGGCUCACAAAGCCAAGAGCCACCCCGAAGUGCUUAUUGCUGAAGCACUGGCCGCCAACGCAGGCGCCCUCAUCACCAGCACUGACAUCCUGGGCACUAAUCCUGAGGCCAUUGCGCCGCCCACCGAUGGCCAGGGCCUGCCCCUCCUUCCCGACCCCCUGGGAAGUGCUGCCCCUGCGGAUUGCCUGCUGCUCAAUCCUGACGGGAUGCCCAAGACGUUCUGCGGCGCGGCCGAGCACGUGAGCCUGGUGGCUGAUGGGAAGCUCUUCGUGGGCAGCGGCAGCAGCGCAAACCCCGAGGGGCUGGUCAUGAACACCGAGAUCCUGGGAGCCACCGCCGAGGUGCUCAUCGAAGAUUCAGACUCCACUGGACCCUAGCGGGCGGGAGCACGCGGGUGCUGGGACAGUUUGGACUCUGUAUUUAAAAGGAGGAGAAAAGAGAAAGAAGAAAAGAAAGAAAACACAGAAAGAGAGGAAGGUUAAACAAAACUCACAAUUGUAGUAAAGAACUGAAGGGUCUGCUCCCCUCCAGCGUGGAUCACAGCACAUCCUCUUUCUCCCAACCACUUCUCUCUCUCCCACUGCUCCUUUGCAGAAAGGGGCACACGCUGCCAUUACCAGAGCAGGUUGGAUUGAGCGACAUACUUCUCCAAGGGGGGGUGGGGGGGUGGGCACUGCUGAAGCCCUGCCUCUAGCCCAAAGUAGAUGCCUUCCUGGCUCCUUGAUGUGGCCCCACUUGCAAAUUAGAAAGCAUUUGAUGUGCUCUGGACAGGUUUCUUAGGACUCCCUCUUGCCCCUGGUCCCAACUUCUAUGCAUUGCUGCACUCUGGUCCUUGCAGUCUCUUUCUUCCUCCUGGGGCUGGGAGUUUGGCUUGGCACUUUAGGCCCCUCGCGCAGCAGGGUGAGCUGUGGAACAGGCACAUCUCUCUCCCCACCGCGCUCCUCUGCUGCAGCUCUGGCAGGAAAUGGAGGGAACGCCCUGGCUCAUAGAUCAUGUUUGCUUGGAGAGGCCCGGGGGCUACAGGAACCCUGCGUGGGAGAGGCGAGGAGGAGCAUCCCAGUUUGACGACAGUAAUUUGCACUUUGAACAUGCUUCGGUUUUGUGUUGUGGUAACAAGAUUCCUUAUUUAUUGAUUAAAAAAGGCUCGGUAUUCUUUAGUUAUGUUCGUAGGGGGUGGGGGUGGAAGGGGUUCAGGCUGUUUCCCAGGCUCUUUCGCACUAGCGAGCUGCGGGGAGCACGUCGUGCCAUCGGAACAGCAGCUGGGAGAGCCGAGGUGAAGGCAGCCUCUGGAGUCAGAUGUGUCGCGCAGCUUUUCCAGAGUAGAGGGAGAGCCCCUGGAGAAGAGCCUGUUUGAAGUGGGAGCCUCUGCAGCAGCGUUUUAGCGGGAGGAUGAGGUGAGUGAUGGAACAGCUGGCUCUUGCCUCCCUCCCUCCCAGGUCGGGGUGAGCUCCUUGCAUUAAAUGCUCUCUUUGCCCCCCCCCCCCUUGCUCCCCAACUUUUCAGGGAAGAAUGUCAUUAGCCAGGAACUUGUUCUUGAGACUUAGGACGGUUGUGAGCUGCUUGCUGCUGAGGGAUGUUGCUUCUCGUCCAACUCUGCCUGUCCUUUCCAGGUCUAGGCAAAGAUACAGAAGCAGGGACUGGAGAGGGUUGUUUAUCAACGGCAAGACUGACGCGGGGCUCGGGGGCUGUCAGCUUCUCUCCCUGCCCCUGUUUUGGAGGGAGGGUGUUGUGCAGCUGUGUUCCCAGAGCUGCUCUCUCCCGCACAAACAGUCCUGCUUUCCAUGAAACGUGGCGCUUUGUGUGUUGCUGUGCAGUUAGGACAGCACUGAGCCCUUGGAAAAGUUUACAUAGGAUAUGACGUGUCUGCUAUGGAGACUUGGAUCUUUUUGCCCUUAUCUGAAACUUUGUGUGGCGAUUCAGUGGCCUUGAAUUUGUAGCGCUUUUGGAAGAGGUGAAGGAAAACCUGCGCUCUUUGUUUGUUUGCUUGUUUUUUUGGUUGGAUUUAUGCAGUUGGGAGCAGAGCUGAAGUAUCUUGUUCUGAGCACAUAAUCAGCUGUAUUGGCCUGUAGCACACAGCUAGGCAAAAGUGGGUGCCUGGGGUCUGGAGAACAGCAGGAAAAACAUGUAAUUUAAUUGGGAACUACUUACAGGAAACUGACUCUGAACACCCACGCUGUCCCCUGCGCUGCCUCGAAAUCCAGCCGUGGCCCAAGCCUGACCGCUUCUAUUGGGCCGUUUGUCCUGAUUUGCCCCCUCCCUUUCCCCCUUACACUAAUAUCUUUGACAGAGCAAGUUCAAGCACUUCUGGUGUUGGGGCAGUUCGUGGCUGAGUAGUUUGCACAGUGUCUGUGCCCUGGGUGUGGGCAUCCUCUGUUCUUGCGCUGUGGCAGAGAUUCAGCUGACCACAAGCCUCUGUUGGAGAUGAGGGCCCAUUGUACUGAACACCCAUCUCCUGUGACAGUGCACAUCAGGUCCACGGCCAUGUGCUGUUAAACUAAACCAGUUUCUUCAGUGGGGAUUGCUUGGAUCCAGUUUCUUGCUUGGAUCACGUUACUGUGAUUUCCAGCAGGAAGCCAGUGCCCUCCCCUUUGCAGACUACAGAGAAGCAGCAACAUGAGACGUGUUCAAACCUAAACCAGCAGCGUGGGUCUCGUGUGGGGUUAGUGUGGGGCUGGCCAAGCCGUGCUGUGCGGGGGCACGUCCGCUGGCUCCCUGCCGCAGUGCCCGGUCCUGUGCCCUGCCCCGUGCCUGCGGCACAGCCUUGCACAGAACACUGCACUGAGCGCUCAGGGGUUGCUCUCCGAGGGGUGGCACUAAAAUGCUGUCGGGUCAAGGGCUUGCUACCCUCUGGUGACCGACAUGUGGCACCAGGCUGGGAGGCAACAGGGGCUGCCUAGUUCUGUAACUGCCCUGAGCGGAGCCAGGAGUUUGCCAUAGGCUGCGGAAUGGAGCAGCCCAUUUGCUUCCCAGCCCGGACACCUCUGAUCCCUGCCACUCCCUGCCCUGUCCUUCGUGCACACCUCUUGUAGCAGUCCUUUUUUCUUUUCCUGGUCUCAGCCUGUCUGUCCUCUAACCAGAGUCUGCUACCCCUGGCGCAGGAGAGAUGGUGUAGCUCCUCUCUCACUCCCUUUUGAAACCCUAAAACUGACAGAGCCCCCCUGCAGCACUUCGUCCCCUCGGUGUCUCUGUCACUCGCAUGCAGUUUGCUUCAAUAAAUUAUUGUAGUAGUUUGCAAUAAACUUUUUUGUAUUUUUCCCC